Acyrthosiphon pisum (pea aphid) is the source of this 1325-nucleotide messenger RNA. RefSeq names its product piwi-like protein 2. Lineage: Eukaryota; Metazoa; Arthropoda; Insecta; Hemiptera; Aphididae. Gene Ontology annotation, molecular function: protein binding. The record is from RefSeq and is a predicted model, not a curated record. Bases 45 to 1196 code for a protein of 383 amino acids. The transcript has 7 exons.
CGCAUCUACAAGACCAGCUAGCCAGUCUGCGCUCCACAAUCGGAAUGUCUGGAAGAGGUUUUUUAAAGAGUCGUUUGGCUCAGAUCGCUACCAAGGAACCACCUAAACUCCAUGAACAUCCUGAAGAACCUACAAAACUAACAGCACUACCGAUACCAUAUUUUACUGAUAUACCAAAAGUCCCUGUGGAUGCUAUAAGUACUCAAACACUAGUUAAUGGGAAUCAAACCCUAGUUAAUGGAAAUCAAACCCUAGUUAAUGGGAAUCAAACUCUAGUUAAUGGAAAUCAAACCCUAGUUAAUGGGCAUCAAACUCUAGUUAAUGGGAAUCAAACCUUAGCUAAUGGGAAUCAAACCCUAGUUAAUGGGAACAAAACCCUAGUAAAUGGGAAUCAACAAGUUGCUCGUGGAAGAAGGGCUAUGUUAGCCAAAUUUGCUCAAAGAACUGUUUCUCAAAAGUUGUCUGACACCAUAGAAACAACAUUCUCAAACAUCAAUCUAGGGGAUUUAAAAAAUAAUGUGCGUCCAAACAUUAGUCCCGAUCAUAAAAAAGCAGAGGUAUCUAAAUCACUUACACCUCUAAAGCAGCCACAAAUACAAAUUGUUGAUAUUCCAGCAGCCAAGGAAGAAAAGCCUCCAGUUAUAUGUAGAGUCUUAAAAAAGUCUGAAAAAGAUACUUACCACAUGGCUCAAUUAUCAUCAAAUUAUAUAAAAAUUAAAUUGGAAGAAGAUAAAGGAAUAUAUGCAUAUAGAGUUGAUUUCAAUCCUCCAGUUGAUGCCAAACGUGCUAGGUUCUUAUUGGUGAAUCAACACAGAGAUUUAUUGCCAAUAAGAAUUUUUGAUGGAACACUACUUUAUAUACCAAAAAUGCUACCACAAAAUGUAACCAAAUUAGUGGGGAAAUUAAUAGAUGAAUCUGAAGUGACAUUAACAAUAACAUUUAAGGGUAAAAACUCUCUGAGUGAAUGUAUACAUUUUUAUAACAUUUUUCUACGCUCAAUAAUGAAGGAUCUUGAUCUAGUAGAAUUUGGAAGAAGUUGUUAUUAUCCAAAUAAAAAGAUACUCAUUCCUGAAUUCAAACUCGAAGUUUGGCCAGGCUUCAUGGCAGUUAUUGACGAGUUUGAAAAUGGUCUUUAUAUGCGUGCUGAUGUAUCACACAGGGUUUUACGUGUACAAACGGUUUAUCAAAUAAUGUAAGCAAGUUCAUUUUAUUUUUUACUUUCUACAAUCUGAACCUUCUGAAUUGUGGACACCGCCCAAUAACGGUUACAAUUUCAGCGAACAAAAGUAUCCGGUAUAUAGAGGUUUCACUGUAAUAAAUAUAUU